Aphis gossypii (cotton aphid) is the source of this 646-nucleotide messenger RNA. RefSeq lists its product as uncharacterized. The record is from RefSeq and is a predicted model, not a curated record. The transcript has a single exon. Lineage: Eukaryota; Metazoa; Arthropoda; Insecta; Hemiptera; Aphididae. The coding region runs from base 20 to 385 and encodes 121 amino acids.
UAACGAAGGCUAUGUGCAUAUGACCGUUAACCAUAGUCUCUAUUUCAAAGACCCGGAGACAGGCGUCCAUUCCAACACGAUUGAGAGUUCAUGGAGGCAUUCAAAAGCCUCCAUGUCAAACUACUGUCGGAAAAAAACAUUUUAUGCAGGAUACUUGGCCAAGUAUAUGUUUACGAAACACUGUCGGUCGCAUAAAUUGGACCCGACAGCUGAAUUUCUCAAACAAGCCGGUUUAGUUUAUAAUAAAAAUAACACCGAACACGAUGGUCACAGUGGCAAUGAAGAUAAUAGCGACGACAGCGACGACAGCGACGACAGCGGUGACGAGGAUAAUAUAUACGGUGAAUAUGAUGAGCAGGAUGACGAGAAUGAAGAUAGCAAUUAGCAAUGGAAAUUUCGACGGGAACGAUUAAACGACAACGACGGGAACGACAAAGAGCUUCGGUAUUAUUGUGCAGUUGACGGUUAUUCUGUAAUAAUUAGAUAAUUUAUCAUAAUAAAUAAUAAUAAUGAAAAUACACAGUUGUACUAUCAACAUAAUAAUAAUCGUAUAGGUAUAACAUAACUAAUACUGACAAACAACCACAGAAUAGGUGAAAUCACCUAUUCUGUAUAAAAACCACAAAUAAUAAAAUAAUGACAUUUA